UUUUGUCCAGCCUUUAAAGGCGGUACAAAGCCUAAAACACCCCCUUUUACAAACCGGUCUGUCUAUUUAUAGUCAUCUUUAAUUCUAUUAUAGCACAACUAUUCACCUGAAAACAAUAUGAAUUGUGUGGAGUAGGGCGUCCAGGUAUACAAACAAGGUUUAGGGUACACUAUGGAACACCCAAUACGUCGACCCAUAGUUACUCAACUUACUGUUGCGUUUCUUCUCACAAUUCUUCACUCAGUUUAUGGAGAGUUUCAGUUCACAAAGUUCAUGCAAGAUUAUAAUUUGUUUGAAAAUACUCCUGAAGGUCCCCUGAACUACACAUUACAAACUACAGGAGCUACUGGUCAGGUGCUAUAUAACAGUAAAGUUGAUGUCCGUGAUGUUUUCCAAGUUAAUGCACAAACAGGAGCUGUUAGUCUGAUCAGAGUGAUCGAUCGAGAGGAUGAACCACAGAUAGCUGUAGAAUUCAUUGCCUAUGAUGUAGGCACAAAUGUUGAGAUCAGGCGACCAAUCACUAUACAGAUUAGAGAUGUAAAUGAUGAAAAACCACAGUUUUCAAGUCAGACCAUGAAGACAUCUUUACCUGAGAACACAGCAGUUGGGACCACAGUAUAUGCUAAUCUACAGGUUACAGAUGUGGAUUUUACCAACUCAAAGCUUAUAGUCACAUGUGACCCAUCAGUCACCUCAGCACCCCAGUAUAAAGAUUCCUGCAACAAGUUUAAACUAAAUAUAGAUUCCGAUUCUAACAAGAACUGGAUAGGUCAUGUGACACUAGCUGAGCCGGUGGAUUAUGAAGUUCAGGCUUUCUAUCAGAUACCAUUGGCUGCUUUUGAUGGUAUACAGACUCAGAUUGGAAGUAUUGAAGUAUCAUUGAUAAACGUCCAGGACACACCUCCCUACUUCACUAGAGCAGUAUCUACUACUGUUACAGAGGGUAUACCUGCAGGUAGUUUCUUGGAGUAUGUUGAGGCAGUUGAUGGUGAUAGAGAGAAUGCCAGAGAGAUUAGAUAUGAACUAGCUUGUGAUAUAAUUAACUUGUGUCAUCCUCUUAUUGACCAGCUAGUGAGAUUGGAUCCUGUAUCAGGAAAUAUCACAACCAAUGUAACUUUUGAUAGAGAGAGUCAGGAUCUUAUUAUUGGGUAUAUAGAUCUGGGAAUUAGGGCAAGGGAGGUAAUAAAUGCCUCAGCCAACAUUUUGGGGAACGAUGCUUCCACAACUGCCUACACAACCAUCAGAAUUAAUGUUGUUGAUGCUAAUGACAACAGUCCAAAGUUUGCUAAAACCCUGUUUAAUGUCAGUAUUGCUGAAGACAUACCCAACCAGUCACCACUUCCUGGAGUUAUAUUGACAGUUUCUGAUCCAGAUUUGGCUGACAAUGCUUAUUUUGAAUUUGAAUUAUCCAAUUACAAUGCAGAAUUUGAAGUAUCACCAUCUAAUGGACAGGGGCAAACAACUGCAAGCAUACUUAUAAAGGAUACUAACUUGAUAAACUAUGAAACAGGACCAACUCAGUAUAUCUUUGAUGUUAUAGCUAGAGAAACCAGGACACCAGAAAGGAGAUCUGGUUCGGCCAAAGUCAUAGUAAAUGUUAUAGACGUUAAUGACAACCUGCCAACGUUUAAUCCACCGAACUAUGACGAACGAAUUGUAGAGACUGCUCCUGGUGGAACUAUUGUUGUCACGGUUACAGCAACAGAUCCAGACUCUGGCAUUCUUGGCAACAGUGGCAUAAGAUUUGGUCUCCUUGGAGAUGGAAGUCCUCUAUUUAAGAUAGAUGAGGUCAGUGGACAGGUGACUGUUGCUAACUGUGCUACACCAGGAUCUGGUUUCUGUAUAAACUAUGAACAGAAAAGCCGUUAUGAUCUAACAGUGACAGCUAGGGAUUCUGGGGGAUCUGGGCAAACAGUGACCUCUAACCUUGUCAUUCAUAUAGAUGAUGUCAAUGACAACAGUCCAACAUUUGCUACCAAGAACUAUAUAAGUUACAUUGAAGAAUUACGGACCGUCCCAAACCCACAAGUGGUCGUGGUGGCUACCGAUCCUGAUAAUGUGGGUGGUCCUAUAUCCUACAGUCUCAUACAAGAAAGUACGCUAAAAUGGCAGAUAGAUUCCACAACAGGGAAUAUUACCGCCAAACAGCCAAUAUUGUAUGAUGAUGCUCCCGGUGUAAAUGGGUCGUUUAUCAUGACAGUGCAGGCAUCAGAUGGACAAUAUGUUGACACAGGAACUGUAACCAUUUAUGUUAUUGAUUUGAACAACAAUGGACCCAAAUUUGAUAUUAGUGAUUAUUAUGGGAAGAUUAAUGAGAAAACUCUUGGAAAUCACUACAUACUGACAGUGAGAGCCCAAGAUAAAGACUCUCCAACCAGUGAUGCUGGAAAGAUAGACUACAGUAUCAACACAGGUGCCUCUGGCAAGUUUAUGAUAAAUACAGCCUCAGGAGAUAUAUCUACCUCACCUGAUGCUACCUUUGACUUUGAUGUCAAGAAGGAGUAUGUUAUGCAGGUGUUAGCUAGAGAUAGAGGUCGUCCACAACAAACAGGGACCAGUACUGUUACUAUAGAGAUUACCGAUGAGAACAAUAAAGACCCAUUCUUUGUACCUUCUACAAUGAGAGCUGAGGUGUAUGAAAAUGUUGCCAUUGGUUACUCGUUGUUUAAAGUGUCUGCACAAGAUCCAGAUGACAACAGUAUAUUACGUUUUGCCUUCACGGAACCAAAAUCAGCCAUUAACCCAGAUGGUGUUCAAGUCAACAAAAACAUUUAUGAUUACAGUGACUUGUUUGCUGUUGAUCCUGUUGCUGGGCAUGUGCUAACCAAUGCUAAAUUAGACAGGGAUAAAGCCUCUGUUGUGACCUUGACCAUGACUGUUACUGAUACCAAUGCCAGUCCACAACAGACUGGAACAGGUACUUUGAUUAUAAACAUCUUGGAGUAUAAUGAUCAGGCACCAGAGUUCCUACCUCACACUAACAUUACCAUUGAUGAAGAGCGACCGAUUGGAACAUUUGUCAUGGCUUUACUAGCUAAAGAUCAAGAUGAUGCCAUAGCAGAAUAUUCACUGCCUUAUAAUCCUAAUAACUACUUUGCUAUUGGAUUCCAAACAGGUGUACUUAGUGUUUCUAGUAGGAUAGACUUUGAGAAAAUUGAACAAACUUACUUCACAGCACUUGUAUACGAUACUGGUGUCCCCAGACUUAGUGCUUCUACAACUGUUUAUGUAACAAUUCGUAACAUCAACGACAACUCACCUAUUUUUACACAGACAUCCUACACUGCACGAAUAAAUGAAGGGGAGAGUGCAGGAAAAUCUGUUGUCACUGUACUGGCUAAUGAUGCUGACAAGGGAGACUAUGGUGUUGUUAGAUAUGAAAUGAAAGAUCCCUUAAACAGAUUCCUGAUUAAUGAUACCACUGGGGAGAUAACUGUUGCCCCUGGGGCAGUACUAGACAGGGAAACUACCCCACAGAUAGAUGUACAAGUGACAGCUUAUGACAGUCCUUUAGAUGCUUCUGUUAGGAGGUUUACUAAUGUCAGGGUAUACAUCUCAUUAGAUGACAUAAAUGAUAAUCCACCAGUUUUUACUCAGUCUAAUUAUGUGGCUACUAUAAUAGAGACAGUACCUGUUGGAAUCCAGGUCUUACAAGUGUUUGCCACAGAUGCUGAUAUAGGAUAUAAUGCAGAAAUAGCUUAUAGGAUAUCAAAUAACACAGGAGAUCCUACAGGUUUCUUUAGUAUUGCUGAGAAAUCAGGAAGAAUAAGAGUAGCCAAGAGUCUGUUAAGGAAUUCUGGUGUCUAUACCUUUAUUGUACAAGCCAGGGACCAAGAUGGUAAUGGACCCUAUACUCAUACAGCCCAUGUACAGAUAACAGUCCUGGAGGCCACUAACUCUCCACCAAGAUGGAUUAUUCCACCUGAUCAGAAUAUGACUGUCAGUGUACUGGAGAAUCAGUAUCUUGGAAUGAUUGUUUAUGAUGUCCAUGCUGAGGAUUCAGACAAGGGAGAUAAUGGUAUAAAUGAUUAUGGAUUCUUUGCUGGGGGAAUUUUCACCAAUCAAACAAAUGAGUUCCUGAUUAAUUCUAUAACUGGUGUAAUCAGUGCAAGGAUAGUAUAUGACAGGGAAAAAGUUCCUAGAUAUGUGCUUCUCCUAAUGGCUAAAGACCGCGGAACCCCCACUCCACUGGAUGCUACAAGAUACCUAACUAUUCAGAUUAAAGAUGUCAAUGAUAAUAUUCCAAAAUUCCCACAAUUACAAGAUGGUAGUACUAGACCUAUACAGAUUACAGUGUCAGAUAACGUUAAUGUCGGUGAUAAAAUAGGGGAGGCUAUUGCUACAGACGACGAUGAAAACCCAAAGAUAUACUACUACAUUAUAGGUGGAAAUGAGAAAGGGAAGUUUUCUCUGGACAAGAUGACCGGCGUGAUGAAGUUAGCGGCUGCUGUGGAUAGUGUACAACAGAAACAGUACAUCCUAGACGUUCAUGCCACUAAUAAUGUCAGUGACUAUACUGUGAUAACUAACAGGAGGAAGAGAGCUCUUUCCCCUGAUAUAGUACAGGUUAUCAUCAAUAUCAGGAAUACUAACGAUGCUCCACCAGAGUUUGAAGAGUCAUCAUACACUGGCUGUAUAUCUACAAGAGCCCCUAUUGGACAGAGUAUUGUUACUGUGUUUGCCAAAGACCAAGACUCCUCUGGUGGAAUCCAAUACAGUAUUAAUUCUGGUAACCGUGAUGAUGGACUGGAAAUAGGAAGUAACACAGGAGUUAUCUACAAUAGGAAGUUGAUGGCCGACUUUAUUAGCCGUGGAGUUAACCAGUUUAAUUUGGUUGUCAGGGCAACAGAUAAACAGCUGUCAGAUGAGUCUGAUGUUUUGAUUUUUGUGACACAAGAAGGUAACGAAGUAGAACUUGUUAUAACUCAGCCUCCUUUAGAAGUCAGACAGUUUGUUGAUCAGAUUAAAACAACAUUUGAAAGUUUGAAAAAUGCCGAUGGUAGCUCAGUUUUUAAGUUUGUUUGUAUAUCUGCUGUUAAAGACCAUGUGACCUCAGGAGAGCAGCAGGAUUCUUACUGGUCAGAUGUGUACCUAUCAGCCAUUAGCAGUACAAACUAUAUCUAUACAGGUGCAGAGUUACUUUCAAUACUAAAUACCCAGAAAGCCAGGAACACAGAACCAUUUGAUCUGCUGUAUAUUAAAUCUUUAGGUGUAGCUGAUGAUGAACCAACCUAUGUUGAUGGCACACCUGCUAUGGUAGUGAUGAUAAUUGUUUUGAUUUUAUUAUUUUUUAUCAUCAUAUUUGUGAUUGUUGCUUGCUUUUGUAUACGCAAAAGUAAACAAAACAUGAAGCAUAAUUUAAUACAAAAGAGAAAUUCAGACAGAUUGCAACAACCAGUGCCACCAAUAGUGAUAGAAAAUUUUGAUCCUGUAAUGUAUGACAACAAAGGAUAUGUGCCUGAAGAUCCUGCAGUUCAAUAUGCUACUGUUCAAAAAACAUUCAUGGAAACUCGACCACGAGAACCUGUUCCUCAAGAGCAAGUGAUAGUUGGUCCUGAAUCUAUUGAUGCAGUGAUCCGUGACAACGAUGAUGACAGUAGUGACAGUAGCCAAGGAAGUACUCCACCGACUCCACGGAGAUUGGUUGAACCAGAAGUGGAAGAUUUCCGUAUAGAAACAGAAGUUUAUGAAGAGUGAUUUUAACAUUGUUAUGUCUCAUAUAUUAUGCAAUGUCUUUGAACACAUAUUCAGGUAGCAUCAGCCAUGUUAAUCUGAGGAAAAGAUAAAUCCUGUUAUUUACAUUCUUGCCAGGCUGCUGUCAGUUUGGAAUGCUGAGGUGCCAUUUGGGGAAAAUUCUGUUUAUUAAUUAGUUAUAAAUUCCAAAUGUAUAAUGCCACAGAUCAACAUUUAGUAGAUCUUUAAAUUGAAAAAUAGGCAAUGUCUAGGAGUCAAUUUCAUAAAAACUGACGACUUAUUCAUUAGAAUACUGAAUUUUGUUCUUGACUUACGAUCAAUCUUAAUUGUAAGUAUUUUUGUAAAACGACUCUUGAACCUCAAUACCAUAGGGCAUUGGCACAUAAUUUGGAGUGAGUUAGCUUUAAUAAACAAUUCAAGAAAUAGCAUUCACACUUUAUUUCUGUAUACAGCAAUAAAUGACAACUUAUAGAAUUUUAUUAUCAGGAGUAGAUAUUGGUUUGUUUGUUUUGUAUGUUGGUUUAUUUUUUAUCAUUAUUUUUUGUAGAAGAUUUCAUGACUUGUUUUGUAAACAUUUUUAUAUGCACAAGACAUUCCCAGUUAAUAGUGCUAUAUGUUUAAUGUUUAAUUUUUAUGGCAUAUUUAAUACUUAGAUGUUUUUUGUCUGCUUUCAUACAGAUGUUACACUCAACGGUAACAUGAAAACCAGAUGAUAAAUGAAGACAUUUUCACCAAAUAAUCUGAAUUGCAGGCAAUCAAAUGUAUAAUAAAUGUUAACCUGCAUUAGUUAUAACUAUAUAUCAGUAUUUUAAAAGGUUCUUGGUCACAACUUAAAAAGCAAACUUUAUAAACCGUUUCAAAUCACCUUUUAAAGAUUCAUGACAACCAACAAUCAGUUGUGUUUAUGUUUUUAUCUUCAAGGGGAGAUAAUUUCUUACAAUCAAACAGUAAAAUGUCAGAUAAUCUACAAAUUACCAUUUAAAUCUCACAAUAGUUUUGAUCCAGAUUUAUAUAUUUUUAUACCAAAUUUUGUUUUACACCAAUUGUCAUAUCAACUUUAAUGCAUAAUAAUGUACCUUGAUAAGGUAUUGUGAUAUUUUUUGUUUGGUUGUGAUUUAUAUGUGUGUAUUUGUACAACAUUUUUAUACCCAUGUAAAUGUAUUGUGUAAAUAUAUAUAUUAUACACUUAUACAAAAUAAAGAAAUUAGAAAUUU
This is a messenger RNA of Mytilus trossulus (common blue mussel), 6908 nucleotides long. Its product is annotated as protocadherin Fat 4-like. NCBI's taxonomy places the organism in Eukaryota, Metazoa, Mollusca, Bivalvia, Mytilida, Mytilidae. The record is from RefSeq and is a predicted model, not a curated record. The transcript has 40 exons. The coding region runs from base 172 to 5697 and encodes 1841 amino acids. Gene Ontology annotation, molecular function: calcium ion binding; cadherin binding. Gene Ontology annotation, cellular component: catenin complex; plasma membrane. Gene Ontology annotation, biological process: homophilic cell-cell adhesion.